Molecule: messenger RNA, 801 nt
Organism: Oryza sativa Japonica Group (Japanese rice)
Lineage: Eukaryota; Viridiplantae; Streptophyta; Magnoliopsida; Poales; Poaceae
Product: ethylene-responsive transcription factor ERN1
Biological process (GO): regulation of DNA-templated transcription
Molecular function (GO): DNA binding; DNA-binding transcription factor activity
Source: RefSeq, a predicted model, not a curated record
AUGGAGCUCCAGUUCCAGAAGCCAACACAAGGGCAAUCCCAGCAGCAGCAAUGCCAUUACCAAGUGCCAACCGUGACAGUGGCCAAGAACAAAGCGAAAACCAAGUGCAGCAGCAGUAAGUUCGUGGGCGUCAGGCAGAGGCCCUCAGGGAGGUGGGUGGCAGAGAUCAAGGACACCACCCAGAAGAUACGGAUGUGGCUCGGCACGUUCGAGACCGCCGAGGAGGCUGCGCGGGCCUACGACGAGGCCGCAUGCCUCCUCCGGGGCUCAAACACGCGCACCAACUUCGCAACGCAGGCUGCACCAGACUCGCCGCUCGCGUCGAGGAUCCGCACCAUCCUCACCCACAAGAAGCUCAAGAAGAGCAUGCCCCAGCCUACCAUCACCUUCAGCACCGCAGUAUAUCACCAUGCUCGUAGCACUGUCCCUGCUGCUGCAACCAGCACAAGCACCAGUGGUGUCAGCCCCAGCAGAAGCAACAGCUCAAGCCUUAAUUUUGCUACAAACCUCUCUAAUUUUGCUAUGAGUGGAGGUGAAGAAUUGCAGCUGGCUUCUUCACAACAACAAUAUGAUCAGUCAUGGGCACUCAACACCAGCCUACUACCGAUUGGGGAUGGAUGCGACAUGUCAGGCAGCAAUGCUUGCCCAGUGGCCUCAGACCAGGAUAAGAUGAAGGCAGAGAAGCAAGGCUCCCAUGGUAUGAAUGGCAUCCAGGAGCAGGAAACCUUUGAUAUGGGUAAUGAUCUGUGCGACUCCUUGUGGGAUCUGCCCCCUAUUUGUCAACUGUCCUGCAAGUAUUAA